AUGAAUAAGCUUCCACAAGAGCUUGUUCUCCACAUCUCCUCUCACCUAUCCAUCCCGGAUCUGUGCAGGUUUCGCCUCGUUAAUCGUAGUCUCGCUGACACAACGUAUCCUGGCAUUAGUAAACAUGUUUCACUGCUCAACAUUUCUUCGUCUGCGGAGGAUUUCAUCCUGCACUUUACAGAUCGUAGGAAGUCAUCGUGCACAAAGUCUUUGACCGUCUAUCACGGGGAGUGGCCGGUAUGUUCGCGAAAGGAAUGGCAAGUUCACCCUCUCUCCCUUUACGAAAUUCAUCCGCGGGCUUUCUUGGACGCUGCCAUAGACGAUGUUUAUGAGCGCUAUCUCCAUUUCACAUCUCUGCAAUGGGACAGGCCCAACCUCAAAGAUCCCAGUGCGUUUUACGAGCUCCUUUCAACGCUGCCACAAGUCAAAUCCCUUACCUUGUCUCCUUUGCGCCUGUCAUCUCGCCGUUGUUGGUCCAUCAACAAGAGGAUUGGUCGCCUGAGAAGCAACAUGUGGAUUUCGCCUUCUUUUAACGACUCGAUGGCGCCUCUGAUAGGGGCAUUCCUUUCCGUAAGCGAGAGAUUCCCUCGCAUCAAAGAGCUUAUCGUCAAAGGCAGGUUGAACCCACAAGACGUCUCUCUUACAGCAGACACCUGCGUCAUCAGGCUUGAAAUUGUCUCUCUAGUGUCCGUGGGUGCUCGAUCCGAGGCUUUCCUUGCCCUCAUCCACCGAUUUCCCAAACUUGAACACCUGAGUGUCAGACUUGAGACGGCGAACAGUAUUCAUGUGCCAACAUCAGUGCAUGGCAUUCAAAUCCAAAGCCUACGCAGUCUGUUCCUCGGAAAUCUGUGGAUAUCUGAAACGUGGUUGACACGGAUCAUUGACCAAAACAGUUGCAUGGGUACAGUCGGGCUUACAGAUAUCACAUUGACAGAAGGAACUUGGCAAUCUUUCUUUACUCGCCUCAGAAACAACAGCCGCUUGUUGAACUUCACCUGUAACGGUGUUCUAGAUGGAACAAGCCUAGACUGCCCUGCCCUCGUGAUGGAAGACGAUAAGAGGCAAACUCCUGCUCAGAUCGACCCAUCCUUGGGUUUCAUGAACCUGCCGCCUGCGGAGUAUCCGCACCUUGAUUUGAAUCCGGAGUAUACAAUCCCAGGCCCAUAUCCAUAUCCACAAUCACCGCUCCACAGCCGUUUCAGCACCGAGCCGGAGGCAAUUCCGAGAGUAUCCGCACCCAGUCCGAGUGAGCAGGACCCAGUAGCUGUCUCCUUUGGAUGGCAUUAUGCUACAGAUGAACGAGCUUUGCAACGUUCUUGCUAUAUCAUGAAGGAGAUUGCGAAGGGAAGAUUAGCAGAUCCGUCCAUGGAUCCAAUCUUAUUCCAGGAUAUUAUGAGUAUCCAUGAUCAGACACACCCAGAGAAGAUGUCUGUGGUGCGUGAACUGUUCUCUCGCGAUACCGAGGACUUCAGAAUCCCGUUUCGUUACCUUCACGAUCUCUUCUGCGCCUGGCGUUCCGUUUGUCACAUCAAAGUCCAGAGUUCUCAAGGUGUUAACUUCGUCAUUGAAGACUACGAUGCGGAAAAGAUCCUCAUGUGUGAAGCCAUAGUGCGGUCUGUACUUCGAGGCAUACUGAAACAUAUUGAGUCGAUCAAGGAGGACCAGGUGUUGAAUUUGAGCGGAGAACUGUCGUAG
Colletotrichum godetiae is the source of this 1695-nucleotide messenger RNA. RefSeq lists its product as uncharacterized. The transcript is spliced from 2 exons. The coding region runs from base 1 to 1695 and encodes 564 amino acids. The record is from RefSeq and is a predicted model, not a curated record. Gene Ontology annotation, molecular function: protein binding. NCBI's taxonomy places the organism in Eukaryota, Fungi, Ascomycota, Sordariomycetes, Glomerellales, Glomerellaceae.